AUGGCUACCAAAACUGAUAUCAAAACAACUUCAAAUCACUUACGUCGUUCAUCAAGACUUGCUGCCGUUUUAAAUAAACGUAAAGAAGAAGAGGAAGAGGAGGAAGAAAAGAAAAUCAAGAAUGUCCUUGCUGCCAGUACUAAAUCUAACAAAAAGAGGAAAACUACUAAUAUUGUUGCGAGUGACUCCCCUAAAAAGGAGCAAGAUAAAGAACCAAGAGAAAAAUUAGAAAAAGACCAAGAACAAGACCAAGAACAAGAACAAGAAAAGGAACAAGAAAAAGAACAAGAAAAAGAAAAAGAACAAGAAAAAGAACAAGAACAGGAAGAAAAAAGUGAAUUAGAAAACGAAAAAAAACAAAAAAAGGAAACUAACAACGUCAAAGCUACAAGUACUGUUCUUGAAAUUGGAGAAAAAGUUCCAGAUAAUAUUGAAUUACAAACCGAGUCUGGCACGUUAUUAAAUGUUUACAAAGAUAUCUUAUCUAAACACAAAUACGUUUUGAUUUUUGCUUACCCAAAGGCUUCAACUCCAGGUUGCACAGUGCAGGCACAAGGUUUUAAAAAGCUUGUAGACGAUGGUGCCUUGCCCCUGGAUGAAAAGGAUGCCAAAAUCAUUGGCUUAAGUGCUGAUUUACCAAAAGCCCAAUUGAAAUUUAAGGAAAAGUACAAGUUACCAUAUAACCUAUUGUGUGAUCCUAACAGAGUUUUGAUUUCUCUAUUAGGUGCCUCUAAAAACGGCGGCAAAGGCACUAUAAGAUCUCACUGGGUUUUCGUUGAUGGUGUUUUGAAAUUCAAGAAUAUUCAAAUAUCACCAGAAAAAAGUAAUAAAGUUGGUGAAUCCCAGCUAUCAGAAUUAUUGAAAUAG
This is a messenger RNA of Saccharomycodes ludwigii, 867 nucleotides long. Its product is annotated as thioredoxin peroxidase DOT5. The record is from RefSeq and is a predicted model, not a curated record. Gene Ontology annotation, biological process: cellular response to oxidative stress; cell redox homeostasis. Gene Ontology annotation, molecular function: thioredoxin peroxidase activity. The coding region runs from base 1 to 867 and encodes 288 amino acids. The transcript has a single exon. NCBI's taxonomy places the organism in Eukaryota, Fungi, Ascomycota, Saccharomycetes, Saccharomycodales, Saccharomycodaceae. Gene Ontology annotation, cellular component: cytoplasm.